Pistacia vera is the source of this 1018-nucleotide messenger RNA. RefSeq names its product expansin-A8-like. The coding region runs from base 125 to 886 and encodes 253 amino acids. NCBI's taxonomy places the organism in Eukaryota, Viridiplantae, Streptophyta, Magnoliopsida, Sapindales, Anacardiaceae. Gene Ontology annotation, biological process: plant-type cell wall organization. The record is from RefSeq and is a predicted model, not a curated record. Gene Ontology annotation, cellular component: extracellular region. The transcript has 3 exons.
UUAAAUCACUUCUCUCUUCUUGUAUAAAUAGCUGCUUCUUCUGCUCUAUCUUCAAGCAAAAUUUAGAAAUCUAAGCAACAUACCCACUUCUCUCCUUGUUCAUCCUAAGUCAAAGAAGCAGAAAAUGGCUAUUCAAAUGAUGCAAACUAUGUCAUUUUUUAUUUUCUUUCUAUUCAGCUUAUGUUUUCAUGGCAUCAAUGGAGACUACGGUAGCUGGCAAGUUGCACAUGCCACAUUUUAUGGUGGCAGUGAUGCUUCUGGCACAAUGGGGGGAGCAUGUGGGUAUGGAAACUUGUACAGUCAAGGCUAUGGAACAGCCACUGCAGCUCUAAGCACGGCUCUUUUCAACAGUGGCUUAAGUUGCGGUGCUUGCUACCAGAUACGCUGCAACAAUGAUCCUCAAUGGUGCCUCUCCGGUACCAUCACCGUCACUGCCACCAACUUUUGCCCUCCCAACUACGCAUUGGCCAAUGAAAAUGGCGGCUGGUGCAAUCCCCCUCUCCAACACUUCGAUUUGGCCGAGCCCGCCUUCUUGAAAAUUGCACAAUAUCGCGCUGGAAUCGUCCCCGUCCUCUUCAAAAGGGUACCAUGUAUGAAGAAAGGAGGCAUAAGAUUCACCAUCAAUGGCCAUUCAUACUUCAACUUGGUUUUGAUAACGAAUGUGGGUGGUGCCGGGGACAUCACGGCGGUAUCCAUUAAGGGGUCGAGAACAGGAUGGCUACAAAUGUCAAGAAAUUGGGGCCAAAACUGGCAAAGCAAUUCCUAUCUGAAUGGCCAAAGCCUCUCAUUCAAACUAACAACUAGCGAUGGAAGGACUGUGACAAGCUACAAUGUUGUGCCUGGUAAUUGGCAAUUUGGACAAACUUUUGAAGGAGGCCAAUUUUAGUGAUUAAUGUAAAGUCUAAAGUCGUAAGAAGUAGUAGAGACAUGUGAUGGGGUUUAAGCUGAGGUGACAAAAAUUGCACCCGCUAUGCUUUAUUAUAUUUUAAGAAGGUUUUUAUGAUAUAUAAGUGAUUAU